Malaya genurostris is the source of this 3982-nucleotide messenger RNA. RefSeq names its product protein amalgam (gene DIP-lambda). NCBI's taxonomy places the organism in Eukaryota, Metazoa, Arthropoda, Insecta, Diptera, Culicidae. Gene Ontology annotation, cellular component: neuron projection. The transcript has 13 exons. The record is from RefSeq and is a predicted model, not a curated record. Bases 2216 to 3784 code for a protein of 522 amino acids.
UGUCAGAAGGGGAUGCUUUGCAAUAUUGCUGGCAGAAAUUCAGUUUGAUACGAAGUCUCGUUCAGUGCGGUUGAUUAAACGUGAACGUUGACGUCGGGCUGAACCUGUCGAUUCGUGGUUUAUGUAGAACGAUAAGACGGUGUGUGGGCAAUAAAUCCGGUCGGCGGUCGUUUGCGCGCUUAAGUUCACAGUGAUAACUGUUUGACAGUUUCCUAAGGAUAGUUCUUCAAGUAAGAGGCAGAUGCUUCCGUGCCGUUCCGUUUCGUUCCGCUCCGUUCGAAUGAUGGUGGAAUGAUUAACCGUUGAAGGUUUUGCAGGAUGCGCUGCACAGGUUUUUCCCGCUCGUUUUCAAACAAAGAACGCCAAUGAAUGGACGGCUUAUGUGCCAAAGAACGAUAGUUUAGCCGGGUUGUUUGAACGGAUUGAAUUCACUGGUGUCUGUUCUGGUUGUGAUAGGACACUUUCAGGGUGCCGCACUAAGAAUAACGUGUGAUGAUUGCCACAGUGAGGGUGAUUUCGGUGUAUUGAACGUUGAAAGUGAAGUUUCCGUCAGCUGUACGAAUCAGAUGAGCAUCGCGGAGUGAAGUGUUAAUUGAUCUUUUUUCUAAAUUCAUUGAAUUGAAAUUAAAGGCAGAAUGCUGGUACUUGAGCGAUCGUUUAAUUUACUUCCUUCGGUAUCAACGGUGCAAUUAUAUGAAUUAAUGGGAGCGUUCUGUGUCUUUCCGGGUUUGUUAAAUGGGUAUUCUAUUUAUUUUUUUAUCUGAUUGCGUGACUCAGAAAAUGUGCGGAUUUUAACCAUCGCAGCAAGCUGGCGGACGAAGUAGAAAAACAUCGAAAGGAAAGUGCGUGUUUCGGAGUCUUUGAGUUUUCUAAUACUCGUAUAUGGUAGUGGUGAAUGAUCCUAUUGCUGUAACCGAAACGGUUACGAAGAUUGUUGUUCCAUAACGAUAAUUGUUAUCAAAGAUUGUGAGCUAAUCAUAAUGUUUAUAUUGCCAUCGUAUGCGCGCUAGUUUCAUUUCGAACGAUGAUAGUUUGAAGAACUAUCGAAAUUGAGGAAAGCGACUAUAAUUCGGCGUUGUCACGUAACUUCAGAGUUUGUUUUGACAGUUGAAUCGAAAUAAUCGGUUACACGCAAACAAAGCAAUCUAAAACGGAUCACGAAGCAAAACUAAGAGGUUUUAACCUUAAGGUCAUUCGCCUCUUCGGACCAGAAAAACUUUCUGACCCUAUGUGCGGGGUUGGGAAUCGAACCCAGGUGGGCUGCGUGAAAGGCAUCGACUUACCCAUAACGCUACACCCGUCCCCAAAUUUAUAGAAUGGAGAAAUAAUAUUUGAAAAAGCUUCCCAUGUGACACGUACAGCGCAAGAGUGCAAGAGCGUUUCGAUCCCGAGGUUCCGUUCCGAGCUCAGACCAGACGAUGAAGCCCGGAUUGGGGGCAGAUAUUACCGACUAAGCCGAUUAUGGUGUCUGUCACAUGCUCGAAUAGCUGUAGGUGCCGCACAUUAUCCCACUGUAGCAACAGCAACAGCAGCAGCCGGCGUUGUCAUCCAACAAUCCGAGAGCGUGUCGGACGGGGAAAAGUCACCACAGACAGGGCUCUCGGUUUCCGCAGGGAGAUUUCCCACGUCCUGAUGAACGUCCAAUGAAGUAUUUGCUGGAUUACGUUCCGGGGCACCCAAUUUACUCUGAGCGACUGCCAAGCGACUGGCUGAAAGAAAACAAUCACCAUAGCGGUCGCCAUUAAAAUGUAACAACCAGCAAACCACUGGAAACGAUCAUCCUCGGCGAAGGCGGCACGGCACGCUGCUCCUGCUCCUGUCCGGCUGGUGGAAAAUUGGUCUUUUCCUUCCCAAUCUGCCGGCAGCCCUGCACGAUAGUAUCAGCUGCACAAAGCUACGCUUCCGCUGCAAUUAGGGAUUGCUUCGCCGAAAAACACUCGACUCACGGUGUGACGGCACCGGUUAGCGCAAUUGCGAGAAUGCAUUCGAUAGAGCAGUUUAGUGGCCGUGGAGUGCUCUUCUAGAAAGAAGGAGGGGAAAACAAAGAAAAAGUGCACAAUAGUAACGGUGGAAAAUAAAAGCAUUUCGGUUGGGGGAAGGGGCAAAAAAGUGCAUCGUUGCUCAUAGUGAUAGCCGUGGUUCGGGAGCAUAAAUAUCCCAAAGUGGCGCAGCAAACAGUCGUGGGAGCAACAGAGUGCCGAAACGGAGCCUAGAAAUGGGACACAUAAAUUUUGUGGAGCUGAAGCUUUUGUUGAAUGUACUGUUCGUAGUAAUACUGGUGCAUGGUCAUGGCUCGCAAUCCGACUCGCAGCCGGAGUUUUUGGCCCCGCUAGACAAUCUUACGGUGACGCAGGGACGCGAUGUGUCAUUUACCUGCGUGGUUAACAACUUAGGACAAUAUCGGGUGGCUUGGAUAAAAUCUGACUCGAAGGCAAUUCUGGCCAUCCACACCCAUAUGGUGGCGGUGAAUCCGCGCCUGUCGGUCACGCACAAUGGACACAACACCUGGAAGCUGCACAUCUCGCACGUACAGCUCAAUGACUCCGGAAGCUACAUGUGCCAAGUGAACACCGACCCAAUGCGGCAUCAGUCCGGCAAUCUGGAUGUGGUUGUCCCACCGGACAUCUUGAACAGCAACGACCCGAACAGUGCCUCGCUGGAAGAAGGAAUCGCCAACGAGGGCGGAAAUAUUCUGCUUGUGUGCCAAGCGGUUGGAGUUCCGCUGCCAAAUGUACAAUGGCGCCGCGAGGGUGGUAAAGACAUUGUCGUGCGGUCCGACGCCCGGGAGAAACAAGUGGUGAAGUUGGUCGAAGGAGAACGGCUGGUGCUGAAUCAGGUGCAACGGACCGAUAUGGGAGGAUAUCUCUGCAUCGCAUCGAACGGAGUGCCUCCUUCAGUCAGCAAGCGGUACGACGUGCAAGUGAAUUUUCCACCCAGCGUGAAAGCCGGCAAUCAGCUGGUGGCAGCUCCGGUGGAAAGUCACGUCAUGCUGCAGUGUAUCGUGGAAUCCUUCCCGACACCGCUGAAUGGGUGGUAUAAAAACGAUGGAAUCAAACUGUAUGAGAGCGAAAAGUACGUCGUCAGCGAGGAAAAACUAAACGCCUUCACCUGGCAGCUUAAUUUAACGGUAAAAAACCUUCAGAAAACGGAUUUCGGAGCGUAUGCCUGUUCCAGUAUUAACGCUCUGGGGAAGGCCGAUGCCCGGAUACGGUUACAAGAGCUCCGGUUGCCACCGAAGCCAACAACGACUCCGACGCCGUACGUGCCGCCAACGCAGAAACAACCCCGUCGGAAGCAGCACCAUCAGAGCCACGGUAAGGGCAGUCACGAUGCCAACGGGAAAAGUGGCUUCGGCGGUGGCUUCAACCGUGACAGCUACAUCAUCAAUCACAUCCAGGAGAACGACUUGCUCGGCGGAUUUGGCUCGGACGUGCCCCCACGGGGAGGUCCCGGUGCGAACGGUGCCGGACUCGGUGGCUACGGUUCCGGUGCGGGUGUGUACGGUGGCACCGGAAACGGCAACAGUGGUGGAACUGGCCCCGGCGGUAGUAGCCUGGAGAAGGCACGAAACACCCAAAUGCCGGCGCCCAUCCCAUCGCGGCAGCCUCCCCUCUGGAUACGGAACAGCGGGUCGGCAUCCUGCAGCCGGGGACCGUUCGGGUUCGGAUCGGGUUGGCUUGACGGAUCCCUGCCGUUACCCCGGCGGAGGGGUUUGGGUGCAGCCAUCGUAAGCUGUUGUUUGCUGAUGAUUUAUAGUCUGUUGAUGUUGCUGACAUUUACAUGAAAUUAUGUCUAUGGGUGUUAUCACUACUGUUAGGAUGCGUGUGCAUAUUAUCGUCAUUAUGAAUACAUCUAUAUCUCUUGGCAUACAAUCGCUACGGUGGAUCGGUUUCGCCUGGAGUUGAGCGGCGUGACCUUCCGAAUGAUGCGUAUGAAAGGGACGAGUUUUACACGGGAGAUGCAUUUUUUGGAACUGAGCUGU